This is a messenger RNA of Cylicostephanus goldi, 113 nucleotides long. NCBI's taxonomy places the organism in Eukaryota, Metazoa, Nematoda, Chromadorea, Rhabditida, Strongylidae. The record is from the annotation of a GenBank genome assembly.
AUGACGAAGAGACCUAGCGACGAUGACGUCGAUUGCAUCGAAGAACCUCCUGCGAAAGUGGCUUGCCCGGAUACGAGCGAUAAUGACGGUAAGUUUUUGCUAUUAGUGUGAUU